GUGCAUCCGGCGGUGGGGACACCCGAGCCAUGGCAGCGCUGCUGAGACCCGCCCGCUGGCUCCUCCGUGCCGGGGCUGCCACGCGCCUCCCCCUCUCCCUGCGCCUCCUCACGAGCGGCCCAGGCUGGCCGCACACAGGUCUUUGCCUGCCGGCUCGAGCCCGGCCGGUCUCCGGAGGCCUACUACACCCAGCCAGGCUGUAUGCUAUUGUUGCUGAAAAAAAGAAAGAUAUUCAAGAGGAGCCCACUUCUGUUAAAAAGACUACCAGUCAAUUUGAUUGGGCUCUAAUGAGAUUAGAUAAUUCUGUCCGAAGAACUGGUCGUAUUCCAAAGACACUUCUACAGAAAGUUUUUGAUAACACAUGCCGCUCAGGUAGCCCAGGUAGUAAUCAAGCCUUGCUUUUACUACGUAGCUGUGGUUCUCUCCUGCCUGAACUGAAGCUCACGGAGAGAACAGAAUUUGCUCAUAGGAUAUGGGACAAACUUCAGAAAUUGGGUACAGUGUAUGAUGUUAGUCACUACAAUGCUUUAUUAAAAGUCUAUCUUCAAAAUGAACAUAAAUUCUCACCAACUGAUUUCCUGGCAAAAAUGGAGGAAGCAAACAUUCAACCAAAUCGAGUGACAUACCAGAGAUUGAUUGCUGCUUAUUGUAAUGGAGGAGAUAUUGAAGGUGCCAGCAAGAUUCUUGGAUUUAUGAAAACUAAGGAUCUUCCAAUCACAGAGACAGUGUUCAAUGCCCUUGUUACAGGCCAUGCAAGAGCUGGAGAUAUGGAGAAUGCAGAGAAUAUUCUCACAGUGAUGAAAGAGGCUGGAAUUGAGCCUGGUCCAGACACAUACCUAUCAUUACUGAAUGCAUAUGCUGAGAAGGGCGACAUUGACCAUGUCAAGCAGAUACUCAAGAAGGUGGAGGAGUCCGAGCUUUACCUCAUGGACCGUGAUUUAUUACAAAUUGUUUUUAGCUUCAGUAAAGCUGGGUAUCCUCAACAUGUCUCAGAAAUUUUGGAAAAAAUUACGUAUGAAAGAAGAUUUAUUCCAGAUGCAAUGAAUCUCAUUUUGCUUUUAGUUACUGAAAAAUUGGAAGAUACGGCAUUACAAAUUUUACUAGCAUGUCCUGUAUCAAGGGAAGAUGGUUUGAGUGACUUUGGCAGUUUCUUUUUACGACACUGUGUGACUAUGAACAUGCCUGCGGAGAAGCUGACACACUACUGUAAGAAGUUGAAGGAAGCCCGGAUGCACUCAUCUCCUCUGCAGUUCACCCUCCUUUGUGCUCUGCAGACCAAUAAAGCUGAUUUGGCAAAAGUUCUAAUGAAGGCUAUGAAGGAAGAAGGGUUUCCUGUCAGAACUCACUAUUUUUGGCCAUUGCUAGUUGAACAUCAGAAGAAGAAAAACGUUGAAGGGAUAAUUGAAGUCCUCAAAGGAAUGCAUGAAUUGGGAAUAGAUCCUGAUCAGGAUACUUAUGUAAAUUAUGUGUUUCCAUCCUUUGAGAGUGUGAAGUCAGUCCAUACGGCUUUGCAGGAAAAUGGAUGUCUUCCUGAAGGUGAUACGUUUUCUCAAGCUGAGCUGAGAAGUGAAGCAGUAAAUGGGAACUUAGACUAUAUUUUAUCAUUUUUGGAAUCAAAUACAUUGCCUUUCUCAUUUAAUUCGUUUAGAAGCAGCCUGAUUCUAGGCUUUAAGAGGUCUAUGAAUAUAAAUCUUUGGAGUAAGAUAACAGAAUUGUUGUACAAGGAUGGACGUUAUUGCCAGGAACAUCUAGGACCAACGGAAGCUGUUGGCUAUUUUCUUUAUAACUUGAUUGACAGCAUGAGUGACUCAGAGGUACAGGCCAAGGAGGAGCAUUUGAGACAAUACUUCCAUCAGCUAAAGGAGAUGAAUGUGAAAAUUCCUGAAAAUAUCUACAGAGGCAUUCGUAAUCUACUGGAUAGCUACCAUGUUCCUGAAUUAAUUAAGGAUGUUAAUGUGUUGGUUGACAGAGAGAAGAUAGACUAUCGAAAAACUAUGCAACUUAAAUCAUCUGAUUUGGAGUCUACACUUGAAAAACUAAAAGCUGAAAAUCAACCUAUAGGAGAUGUCUUAAAGCAACUCAUAUUAAUGCUUUGUUCAGAAGAGAAUAUGCAAAAAGCCCUUGAAUUGAAAGCAAAAUAUGAAUCGGACAUGGUUAUUGGUGGCUAUGCAGCUUUAAUAAAUUUGUGUUGUCGACAUGAUAAUGCAGAAGAAGCAUUGAACUUGAAACAAGAAUUAGACCGUUUAGAUUCAUCUGCUGCCCUUGACACCAGGAAGUAUGUAGAGCUCGUAAAAGUAUUGGGAAAGCACGGCAAACUCCAAGAUGCUAUUAACAUUCUAAAGGAGAUGAAAGAGAAGGAUGUUCUUAUCAAAGAUACAACAGUCACGGCCUUUUUCCACAUCCUAAAUGGUGCAGCUUUAAGAGGUGAAACUGAAGCAGUAAAACAAUUGCAUGAAGCUUUGGUGACUCUAGGGUUACUAAAACCAUCCGCCAACCUAAGUUCCCCAUUGAUCACUGUAUACCUGGAAAAGGAUGACUUACGUGGUGCUCUUGAAGCCACCAUUGACUGCCAUGCAAAGUAUAAAGUACUACCAAGGAUUCAUGAUGUCUUAUGUAAACUGGUAGAGAGAGGAGAGACUGAUCUAAUUCAGAAAGCAAUGGACUUUGUGAGCCAUGAACAAGGUGAAAUGAUGAUGCUCUAUGAUCUCUUCUUUGCCUUCCUACAAACGGGAAAUUAUAAAGAGGCCAAGAAGAUCAUUGAGACUCCGGGCAUCAGAGCUCGACCUUUACGGCUUCAGUGGUUUUGUGACAGAUGUAUCACAAGUAAUCAGGUUGAAACUCUGGAAAAAUUAGUGGAGCUAACAGAGAAGCUAUUUGAAUGUGAUAGAGACCAGUUGUACUACAGUCUGCUAAAACUAUAUAAAAUAAAUGGUGACUGGCAAAGAGCUGAUGCUGUCUGGAAUAAAAUGCAAGAAGAAAAUGUUAUUCCUCGUGAGAAGACAUUAAGAUUAUUAGCGGAAAUCCUUAGAAAUAGUAAUCAGGAAGUUCCAUUUGAUGUACCUGAGUUAUGGUAUGAAGAUGAAAAAGAUGUCCAGAAUUUUCCAUCAGCUCCGCCUAUAGAAAAUGAUCUCCAUAAAGAUCUGCUGGAUGCCUGCCAAAGUAGGAGAAACAGAGAUGCAUUUAAUAUUUUCCUGAAAGCAAAAGCGCAAAACGUUGUGUUUAACACGAAAACUUACAACAGUCUCCUAAAAUUACUCUUAUUGAAAGAUUGUUUAUCACAAGCAGAGCAAGUGAAAAAUUUUGCUGAGACCCACAUCAAGGGCUUCACACUGAACGAUGCUGCCAACAGCCUCCUCAUCAUAACGCAAGUUAGGCGGGAUUAUUUGAAAGAGGCUCUAACAACACUUAAAACAGCCUUGGACCAGGAGCAGAUCCCUUCCAGGUUAGCCGUGACCCGCCUUAUCCAGGCCUUUGGCUUGAAGGGUGAUGUAGAAAGCAUAGAAGCACUUCAGAAGAUGAUAAAUGGACGUGAAAACUCAAUUGGACUUUCAGAAAUGGUUUUCAUCAAUAACAUUGCUUUGGCACAAAUAAAGAACAAUAACAUAGAUGUUGCAAUAGAAAACAUUGAAAAUAUGCUUACUUCAGGGAGUCCACCUGUGGAACCCCACUACUUUGGCUUGUCAUACUUAUUCAAAAAAGUGUUAGAAGAGCAAUUGGAAACAGCAGUUGAAAAGAUAAGCAUCAUGGCAGAGAGACUGGCCAAUCAGUUUGCAAUUUACAAACCUGUCACUGACCUUUUCCUUCAGCUUAUGGAUGCAGGCAAGGUGGACGAUGCCAGAGCUCUCCUACAGAGAUGUGGUGCAAUUGCUGAACAAGUCCCAAUUUUCUCGGUGUUUUUUGUUCGGAAUUCUGGGACAAAAGGAAAGGCCACAACUCUGAAAUCUUUGGUAGAAUUGAUUCCUGAAUUGGCUGGAAAGGAUAUAGUGUAUACCUCCCUCAUGAAAAGCUAUGUCAUGGAUAAAGAUGUCACAUCUGCUAAAGUGCUAUACGAACAUUUGACUGCCAAGAAUAUAAAAUUGAAUGAUCUGUUUCUGAAGCGUUACGCAGUGUUGCUGAAGGAUGCUGGAGAGCCUCUCCCUUUCACUGAGCCCCCUGAAAGUUUUGCAUUUUAUGCAAACCAGCUGAAAGGAUCGAAGGAAAUCUCUUCAUGAAAUAAGCAGGCACCUUUUUGUUUUGUGUGUAUUGUGAUUCUUUGUCUACAUGUUAUUUUUAAAUGUGUUUGAGAGAAAAAUAAUAAAGAACUUUGUUUAUAUACUUUUGUCACCUGUGUUGAACAUCUUAUUGACAAUAUUUGUGUAUACUUGGUUAUUGGACUUUUUUAUUUCUUUCUAUGACAUAAAUGUACAUUUUCUUUCUUUCUUUGUGGAGAUGGGGGUUUCACUUGUUGCCCAGGCUGAUUUCAAACUUUUGAUCUUAUCCUCCCAAAGUGCUGGCCUUACAGGCAGGAACCACUGUGCCCAGCCUAUACCAUUUUCUUUAAUGCUUGUGUUAUAUGAAACUGUAUUUUUUCAGGGUUCUUCCCCCAAUUGACUCUUUAGUUCCUCUGCUCUAUUUUGUUUAUUAUUUUCAUUAAAAUGUUAUUCCUUUGUUUAAGACUUGCUGGUUAGUGCUGAUCUUAAAAAUUUUGGAGCUAGAUAAAUAACUGAUGCUCAUUGAGCUUUCUAAUCCCUAAUGUUCUGUGAUAUAACAGUCUCUUACAUGUGUGAACUCCUGUGUAAUUUUCAAAUUUUGUAAAACACAAGCACUUAGAGUAAUCCAAUCUAGUCAUCAUUGUUUUUCAGUAAGAAAGCACAGACCCGAAGAGACUGCUGCUUACCCUUGGUCAGGGCACUGUUGGCGAUGUCCAGAGGCUCCGCGGCCGCUUGCCCUUCCCUCCCUUUGGCCUUGCUGGCUUCUGUGCGUUGCUCAUGGAGGUCUCUGCGGUGAGCCUUAACCGUGACCUAGGAAGUAGAGCAAUGCAUUUCCUCUUCUUGAUUUCCAGGCUUUGUCAGCACAAGGUCUGUCCUACUCAAGGCUUGUUACUCAUGUCCUGGUAAUAUGUGAUUUCAUAUAUGAAGGGUUGAAAUUUGAUUUGUACUGAAUUUUUGAAAACUAAAAGUUAUCCCCAUAUUGGCCAUCAUACCUGUUAACAUCUACAUUGUAAGUGGUUACUAUAAAGAAAUAAUUUAACAUAGUUAAGGCAGUUUACCAUUAUUAAGAUAUAUUUAUAUGAAAUAUUGGCUUAUUUGAGGAUGAGGUAAUUGAUUGCCAAAAAUGUUGAAAAUGUUUUGCAAGUUACCCCCGUUUGGGAAUAUUCUGUGCCCGUUUAAAUAUGGCAACUGCCCACUGUUCUGGUUUCAUUGCCAACUGGUGUCUGCUCAUUACAUCAUGGGGCAAUCUCGCCUUGGGGAGCGGGCAGGCCUCCAGCCCACGGGGCUGUCCAUCCUUCUGCUUUGGGGGCCAGCUCUUCUGUAUCUAGUGCCUGUCUGCAGAUGGCGAGAGAAGGAGGGUUGAUGGAGGGAAGCCAAGAAGUCAAAGCCAUCAUAGUCAUGAUAUGAGCCGUGCUUUACUUUAACUAUCUUUUGUAGAGUUAGACUUUAGGAACGGGGCUCAGCUAGUGCCGUGUCCCAGCUGAGGACACAGUGACACUUCCCUUUGUGUGCUCCCAGGUUCAGGACUUAUACACGUUACGGUUUUGCUGUUGUCUGAUUUGCCUGGAGCCUCGCCCUGGUGUGCCUGUCUUUAGUGAUCCCACUGAAGCAGGCCUUGUUUUUUACAGUCAUUGCUAAUCACAAGUUAAGUGAGCUAAGUUUUAUUGACAUUCAUUAAAAUAGUUCUCUAAGGUUGAGGUAUAAUCUGGGCUUCGUAGUCAUCUUGGGGGAAACUGGAAGUACAGUCUUAAUUUGCUAGAAGUGCCUCCAAGCAGAAUGCCCCCUGUAUGGGGACUCAAAAUGUGGCUGUGGCACAGAGGAAAUUGCCAAAACCCCCUCAUCUAGGAUUCUGAAUAGCAGGCAGGGCCAUUAAAAUGUGUUACCAAAGGACUUUACGUAGUCAAAUGUUUGUAGCACUGUAUUGGUUUUCCUUAUGAAUAUAAAUAUUUAAAGUGUAAUAAUUAUGUACUCUAGGAGAGCUUAUGAAUGCUUUCUAAAUAUCUAAAUUGAAAUAAAAGAUACACAGUAAAUAAAAUUGUGGAAAUUCUCUACAGUAUGUUUAGACUCAUAAGCAAACAGCUAAUUCUGAAAAGUAAAUUACGUCAUUGUAAACUUUGGGAAAGAGUAAUAUUUUAUAUAUGAUUAAUGUUUAUUAUUUAAUUGUAAUAUAAUUUUAAGAUGAAAUGCUUUGAAUAAAGUGUACUCCAGAUAUCUGUGGGCUACGUCCUU
Messenger RNA from Nycticebus coucang (slow loris), 6419 nucleotides. It is a transcript of the gene LRPPRC, whose product is annotated as leucine rich pentatricopeptide repeat containing. The record is from RefSeq and is a predicted model, not a curated record. The transcript is spliced from 38 exons. Gene Ontology annotation, molecular function: protein binding. Bases 30 to 4211 code for a protein of 1393 amino acids. Lineage: Eukaryota; Metazoa; Chordata; Mammalia; Primates; Lorisidae.